Messenger RNA from Nerophis lumbriciformis (worm pipefish), 2211 nucleotides. RefSeq names its product pseudouridine synthase 7 (gene pus7). Gene Ontology annotation, molecular function: RNA binding; pseudouridine synthase activity. Gene Ontology annotation, cellular component: nucleus. NCBI's taxonomy places the organism in Eukaryota, Metazoa, Chordata, Actinopteri, Syngnathiformes, Syngnathidae. Gene Ontology annotation, biological process: pseudouridine synthesis. The record is from RefSeq and is a predicted model, not a curated record.
GCGUGCAAGUGGGCGGGGUUAUGGGCAGGACCCGGAAGUAGUGACCAUACGCAUGCGCGCGCACACACACACACACACACACACACGUGAAAAGACGAGUGGUCCUCAGUGUUGUACUAGUGAAUAUCUUCAGGUGCACAACAGUUUUGUCAACAUGGAUGAGACAAAUCCCACAGCAGUUGCAGUCCAGCCUGGGGAGAAGAGAGGCUGUCCUGAGGAUGAGGAGGAACAAGACCUUCUAGCAAAGAGAGCAAAAGUUGAGGAGCAGCAAGAUGAGGAGGACGUGGGCAAAGUUAGUGGUGAUGAAGAGCAGGGUGAGACGUUUGCGGACAUGAUGAAGCAUGGCCUCACUGAGGUGGAUGUGGGCAUCUGCAAGUAUGUCAGUGACCACCAGGGCUUUUCUGGAAUCCUCAAGGAGAGGUAUUCUGAUUUUGUGGUGAAUGAAAUCAGCAAAGAAGGGAAGAUCGUUCAUUUAGAUGACCUCACUAUUCCCAAAGAGGCUCAGGAGGAAGCAACAGAAGAAGAAAAGCCGCCGACUGAAAGCGACAUUUUAACCGAGGAGCAGAAGAAGCAGCUCGGGGAUCUUCAGCUCUUCACCAACAAAGAGAGCUCCGUCUCCAUCGAGGGGGACGAUUCAAAGGACAAGAGGACACAGGUGCACAAAGCCAUCAAAAGUCAGUUUCCUGGGCUGGAGACAAAGACGGAGGAGAAAGAGGGCCGCAGGUUCAUAGUGGCCUACCAUGCUGCUGGGAAGAAAGCUCUGGCAGCACCAAGGAAACAUUUCUGGCCCAAAAACCGGGGCAGUUUUUGCCACUUUGUCCUGUACAAAGAGAACAAGGACACAAUGGAUGCCAUCAAUUUGCUGUCAAAGUUCCUCAGGCUCAGACCCAACAUGUUCUCCUACAUGGGCACCAAGGACAAGCGAGCCAUCACGGUGCAGGAGAUCGCUGUGCUCAAGAUCACAGCAGAGAGGCUGGCCCACCUCAACAAGUGCCUCAUGAACCUCAAGCUCGGCAAUUUCACCUACAAGAAUCACCCUCUGAAGCUGGGGGAAUUGCGGGGCAACCACUUCACUGUGAUCAUCAGGAACAUCUCAGGAACCGACGAGCAGGUGCAUCAAGCCGUGACGUCCCUCAAACAGACGGGCUUUAUCAACUACUAUGGCAUGCAGCGCUUCGGCACCACAGCGGUGCCCACGCAACAAGUUGGCAGGGCCAUUCUGAAGAAUGACUGGAACCAAGUGGUGGAUUUGAUUCUGAAGCCUCGACCCGGAGCGGAAAAGGAGUUCCUGGUCCGCUGCAGGGAGGAGUGGGCCAAGACUCAGGAUCCAGAGGCGGCCCUGAAGAAGCUUCCCAACAAGCGCUGCGUGGAGGGCCAGCUGCUGCGAGGCCUCUCCAAGUUUGGCAAAAAGAACAUCGUCACUGCGUUUGGACUGAUCCCGCGAAACAACCGGUUGAUGUACAUCCACAGCUACCAAAGUGUGAUGUGGAACACCAUGGUGAGCCGCAGGAUCGACGCUUUUGGACUCAAAGCCGUGGAAGGUGACCUGGUGCUUCGAGGAACCAAAGCACACAUCCUGUCAAAGGAGGAGGCAGAGAGCCACUCCAUCCAUGACAUUGUGAUGCCACUCCCUGGAUAUGACGUCAUCUACCCGUCUCAUCACGUGGGCAAGGGCUACAAGGAGUUGCUGAGCGCAGACGGGCUGGAUGUGGACAACAUGCGACAUCAAAUCAAGGACUACUCUCUGGCGGGAGCUUACAGACGUGUCCUGAUCAGACCCAGUGAUGUCAGCUGGGAGGUGAUCGAGUACGACGACCCAAAGAUCUCUCUGGUGCACACUGACUUGGAGAAGAUGGAGAAGAAGGCAGCUCCGGUCUUUAACAAAGAGGGCAAGUACCGAGCCCUGCGGCUGGAGUUCUCCCUGCCUCCCUCCACCUACGCCACCAUGGCCAUCCGAGAGGUGCUGAAGUUGGACACCAGCAUCAAAAAGCAGACGCAGCUCAACACCACCUGGCUCAACUGAGGGGAGACAAGGCCAGGUGCACAAGCUCAUUAGGGCUCAAUGAAAUGGUGCAGCUGUACCUAAUGAACUGGGUAUAUACCAUGGUGGACAUUUUCUUCUUUUAACCAAUUUUAGAUGUUCUUUUUUUCAAACAACUUUGAAUAACAUCACUGUAGAAAAGGAUUAUGUUUGAGCUGCUUAUACAGUCA